Molecule: messenger RNA, 2524 nt
Organism: Paramecium tetraurelia
Lineage: Eukaryota; Ciliophora; Oligohymenophorea; Peniculida; Parameciidae
Exons: 6
Molecular function (GO): monooxygenase activity; protein binding; heme binding
Source: RefSeq, a predicted model, not a curated record
AUGAAUUUGCUCAUAUUAUCAUAUUUAGGUUACCUGAUCUUGGCCUUGAUAGCCUAUCUCGUGAUUGCCCCAAUUCCAAAGCUCUUGUACUACAAGAUUAAGUAUGGCUCCGCUGUUGAGAUAUACUAUUUCCCAUUUAUUGGGUUAAUAGGCCAAAUCCUAAUAGAUUUGGUAUUUAGAUCAGAUGUGUUCUAUUCCUAAAAAAGAUUAGUGCUAAAGAACAACAAGGUUAAAUUACAUAUCUCUAAUGAUUUGAAAGGCGGAGUUCACUUCACCUUGAUUGAUCCAAAACUUAAGAAGUUAGUAUUUUUUGAUCAAGAAUCUUAUAAGAAAAUGGAAGGCAUGCCAUUUGCGGACACAUUUGCAGAUUAAGGAUUGCUUUUCUAAAACGGCAAGAGUUGGCAUAAAUCAAGAUAGAUGUUAACUAAACAUUUCACAAAUUAAGAUCUAUUAGUAAUGGUCGAGACAUUAAAGUAAGAAUGCAAGAAACUUCAAUUAAAGGAUGGUCCAAUUGAUAUUUUAACUGUAUUGAAAUAGUUGACGAGCACAACUAUUACAAAAACAUUUUUUGGAAGUGAAAAUAAUGAAAUCGCAGAUUUGGGUGUUUAAGUUAACAAGAACAUGGAAAAAAUUAUGUUGUUCUUGUUAAAUCCUUUAAUUGUAUUGAGAUGUUUUGCUUUGAAACUGAAUAAGAGCACAACUCCUUCAUUUUUAUUAUCAUCUGGAGAAAAGGCAUUUCUUAGAGAACUGUAAGCUUAAAAAUAAAGAAUCAUAUCUGAAAUAGAAUAGGGAAUAAAAAAAAUCAAAGAGAAUUAAACAUUAUAAGACAAUAUAUUAACUACAAUGUGUAAAGAAAUUAUAAAUAAUAAUAUCACAAAAGAAGAAGCUGUUCAUUAAUAUUUCACCCUUCUAAUUGCUGGCAUAGACACAACUAGUCAUAUUGUUAAAAACUUCUGCUAUGCUUUAGGGCUCCAUCCAGAAGUACAAGAGAGACUCAGAAAGGAAAUAAACAGCCAUAUUCAAUAAUUUGAUGAUCUGAGACCACAACAACUAAGUGAAUUUAAGUUAUUAGAUAACUUUAUUAAUGAGGCCUAUCGACAGUAUACAGCAGCGCCUUCAUUGUUCAAUAGAAUUGCCCUUAAAGACAUUUAAUUAGGAGAGUUCACAAUCUUAAAAGGAUAGAGCAUGGAUUUAAAUAUGAUGAUGAGUCAUUUUGAUCCAUCUAUUUUUGAGAACCCACUUAAGUUUGAUAUUGACAGAUGGAACUCCCCAGUAUUAGAUCCAUAUUCAUUUACUCCAUUUUCCGCUGGCCCUAGAAAUUGUAUUGGAUAACACUUAGCAACUUUGGAGCUGAAGACUUUGCUUAUUUUUCUGAUUAUGAAUUUUAAUCUAGAAUUAAAUAAUGGUAAGAUUUAAUUAGGAUUGUCAAAUUUAUUUCUUAGUAUUGAAAAAUAUUAAUAAAUAAUUAUGAGUUCAAAUCCUUAUUUUUUGAUUCUUCAUCAUCAAUAUGAUCAGGCUCUCUAAUUGUUGGUUAGUGAUGAUUAUGAGACACUUGUCACCAAAUCGAUAGCCUUAUAUCAUCUUGGCAAAUAUGAUGAUGCAUUGUCCACAUUAGACAAAGCGAUCUAACUAAGUUCAGACAGAUUUGAAGCCUAUUAUAGAAAAGGAUUGAUCAACUUCAUAUGUGGAAAGAUCUAGUAGGCAUAGUUAGAUUUAUAAAAAAGUCUUUAAUUCAAUCCAAAACAUAAGGAAACGUAAUAACAACUUUUGAAAUGCGAACUAGAACUCAAGAAUAUUAAACUUGUCUAAACAGCCUAAGAAAAAAUAAUCUAGUAAUUUAAAGAAGUCCCUUAAAAUUCUGAAGCACAGAGGACAGAUAUUUAUUCAACAUCAGGCAAAUUGAUGUAUAAAUGGUAUCAAACAGAUCUUAAAGUUGGUAUAGAAAUACAUCACGCAUUACCAAAUAGUGCAGACUUAAAAUAUUAGUUUGAAAAAUAAAGAUUGCAAUUAUCAUUUCCUAUUGAAAAAGGAAACAACUUUGAACUUGAUCUGGAUUUAUUUGCUGAAAUUAUUCCAGAAACCAGCAAGGCCAAGGUGGGAUUGAAUUCAAUAGAAAUCAUUAUGGACAAAAAAGAUAAAACUUUGAAUUGGGGAUCAUUGCAGAGGAAGGCUGAAGAGCAAUAAUAAAUCCCAAUCAUGGAAUAGGCAGCAUACCCCACAUCAUCCAAAAAAAAGAAGGAUUGGAGUAAAAUUGACAAGGAGAUUGAAGAGGAUAUCAAUAAACAUAAGGAAGAGUAUGGUGAAGAUCCUUUGAAUAGUUUGUUUAAAUAAAUUUAUUAAAAUGGGGAUGAGAAUACCAGAAGAGCUAUGAUAAAGUCAAUGCAAACUUCAGGAGGAACAGUAUUGUCAACUAAUUGGGAUGAAGUGAAAGUUAAAGAUUAUGAAAGGAAGGACAGACCAUCACCACCAAAAGGAUAAGAAUAUAAAAAGUUAGGAUGAGUUAUUAUUAAUAAACAAUAAAUUU